Rhodotorula graminis WP1 is the source of this 2322-nucleotide messenger RNA. RefSeq lists its product as uncharacterized. The record is from RefSeq and is a predicted model, not a curated record. The coding region runs from base 1 to 2274 and encodes 757 amino acids. The transcript has 9 exons. Gene Ontology annotation, cellular component: NatC complex. NCBI's taxonomy places the organism in Eukaryota, Fungi, Basidiomycota, Microbotryomycetes, Sporidiobolales, Sporidiobolaceae. Gene Ontology annotation, biological process: N-terminal peptidyl-methionine acetylation.
AUGGCCGACCUCGCCAAAGGUCAACUCGUUCGCGACGAGCGUUGCUCCAUGAUGGACCUCAUGAGCGCCAUCGAGAUCAACGACGCUCGCACCGACACUUACCUUCAUUCGCAAAAGGAGCGACAGCGACAGUCGUCCCUGCCUUCUUUCGACCCUGCGGUGCCUCUACACGCUCAAGAUGUCGUCUGGCUCCAUGACGAGGUUCUGCGGCUCGAGGCCACGUUUCACGCCGGCUAUCCGCUCGCCUCGACCCUGUGGACGUGCAACUACCUGCGCGCCGACUCGCUCGCCGCAAUAUCGGGCUUUGCCCCGUCGACUUCCGCCUCGGCCGACGACGGCCAGUCGCAGCUGCGCACGGUCGUCGUACGAGCGCUCUUCCUCGGCGUCCUCAAGAGCAGCCAGAUCGUGUGGGAGGAGCUCGGCAAGAACCAGGUCUACGAGCACGAGGACGUCCACCUGUCGCGCGGUUCCCUGUCGUUCAACAGCCUCAUGUCGGCGUGCUACGCGCCGUCCUUGCCACCUUCCGCGCCAGCCUCGCCGCUCGUCAUGCCCGGGCAGGGCCAGGACGAGUCGCCGCAGCCGCCGGAGCGCCUCAUCUCGGUCGACGACGUCCUGCGUGACCUCGACGCUGCGUUGAGGUGGCUGCAGGCCGAGGAGCAGGUGCAGGCCGAGUGGCUCAGUGCCGAGAUGAGGGAGAAGCUCGUCGCGAGGGUGACGCUGCGGAUCGACCUCCUGUACCCGAUCGCGCUCCUCACCUACCCGGCCCACACGUCGCCCUCGGCCAUCUCGCACCACCUCGACCGCCUCGAAUCCUACUCGUCCCUCUUCCCGACGGCUUCGACCCCUUCUUCGUCCGACACGACCUCGUACGACCCACCUCCCGUCCUGCGGGCCGCCUUCCAUCCCUCGGCGACCGUCCCCCUUCUCGCGACGCAGCAGCCGCCUCGGCCAGUCGACAUCCUCCCGCUCGACGCGGCGUACGACCUGUGGCGCCGCAUCGUGAGCCACCUCGGUGAGCUCAUGGGGCUGUGGGAGCUGUGGAGGAAGGGAGAAGGUGGAUGGAAAGAGCUGCACGAGUGGAGCAGGAGGAGGGCGAGGGUCGAGGCGCAGCCGUACGUGCGGUCGGUGCAGCAGUCGCUCAUCUCGACCCCGACCCAUCUCUUCCACGUCAAGCCGAUCUCGUCCCUCGCGACCUCCUUCCUCACCUUCACGACGCCUCUCCCUUCCUCCUUCACUUCGACGCUCCCCCUCCUCCUCUCGCACGAGUCGCACCCCUCGCAACCUGCCCACACCCUCCUCGCCUUCCUCGAGCGUCUCUCGGCCAAGCUCGCGCAGUUCGCGCAUGCCCUCGCCGGCCAGAACCGCGGUCGGCAGCGUCGGUGGGUCAUCAAGAGCCUCGGGACGUGGGACGAGCUCGUCUGCGAGGCGGCCGGCGACGCGCGGCGGCUCGUGCACGAGGUGCUCGCCGCCGUCGAGUACGCGCUGCCUGAGGGGGACGCGGCGCGAGUUCGUCGUGCGGCGCAGCUGCUCCGUGUGGCGGUGAGCGCACAUGCGCACGAGCUCGCGCUCGAGACGCUCCUGAGCGGGUUCGAGGAGGCAGUCGGGCUCUUUGGCGGAGGUGGAGGUCCGAGCGGGGCAGGAGGGGGAGCGGCCGAGGCGUGGUGGGUCGGGACGAGGGUCGCGAGACGACUGGCGACGCUGUGGGACACGCUCGUCGGUGAGAAGGACGAGGGAGAGGGGGGGAGGGACUACCUCGAGGCAAAGAGCUUCGAGGCUCGAGCGAUCGAGGCGGUCUGCGCUGCGUCCUGGCUGGUCUCCUGCGCUUCAACGUCGAGCCGACCACCGCCCAAGUUCUCCUCACCCUUCCUCCCCUCCCUCGCCUUUCCUCCCGCACAAGCCGCUCAAGGUCGCUUCCGCCAACGCUUCGAGUGGCUCGGCCGACUGUCUCGGCUCGACGGCGCGGCGCAAGGGUCGGUCGCAGACUGGGCGGCGUAUCGAGAAGAGCGGGAUCGGCUGGACGAGGUCGAGGUUGGAGAUCUCGCAAGUCGGUCGGAGGAGGCGUGCGAGCGCGCCAUCCUCGCCGUGACCGCCCUCGAGCGGGUCCUGCCCGCGCUCAGCGGCACGCUCUCGCCCUUUCAGGUAACGCAGCAGCACGACCUCGGCCCGCUCAGCUGCGUCCCCUCUGCCGCGUUCGACCUCCCAGAUUCGCCAAAAGGGCGGUCGCUGUCGUCGCAGUUGCGGCGGCUCGGCAUGCACGCGAAGGCGAGCUCGUAGUCGAACGUCUACGAUCUAGCUGCCUGCAUUGUCGAGCUCGUCCACGUC